UCGGAGUUGUUUGUUGCCCUUCCAUAAAGGAGCCCUUCCUUGUUCUUGCUUUUAUUCUCUCUGGUAUUUGACGGAACAACCCCCCAGAAGCAACUUAGUGUGACUGGUAAAACAAAAUAUACCAAAAGCUCGCAGCAACAUAAAGGAUGAAGUUCUUUCUGAACGUCCUCCUGCUUCUGCCCUUGCUGCCCAUCUGCAUCUUAGAGUCUCUCCUGAAGCUUUUUAUUCCCAGGAAGAGAAAAUCAGUUACUGGAGAAAUCGUCUUGAUUACUGGAGCUGGUCACGGAAUUGGGAGACUGACUGCCUAUGAAUUUGCCAAACUUAAAUGCAAACUGGUCCUGUGGGAUAUAAAUAAGCAUGGACUUGAGGAAACAGCUGCUGAAUGCAAGAGACUGGGUGCAAAGGCUCAUGCCUUUGUGGUAGACUGCAGUAGCCGAGAAGAUAUUUACAGCUCUGCAAAGAAGGUAAAGGCAGAAAUUGGAGAUGUUAGUAUUUUAGUAAAUAAUGCUGGUAUAGUCUACACAUCGGAUUUGUUUGCUACACAAGACCCUCAGAUUGAAAAGACUUUUGAAGUUAAUGUACUUGCACAUUUCUGGACUACAAAGGCGUUUCUUCCAGAGAUGAUGAAGACGAAUCAUGGCCAUAUUGUCACUGUGGCUUCAGUGGCUGGGCAUACUGGGGUCCCCUUCUUACUGGCUUAUUGUUCAAGCAAAUUUGCUGCUGUUGGAUUUCAUAAAGCUUUGACUGCAGAACUGGCCGCCUUAGAAAUAACCGGAGUCAAAACAACAUGUCUCUGCCCUGUUUUCAUAAACACUGGCUUCAUCAAAAACCCUAGUAGCAGUUUGGGACCCACCCUGGAACCUGAGGAAGUGGUAAACAAGCUGAUUGAUGGGAUCCUGACUGAGCAGAAAAUGAUCUUUAUUCCAUCUUCUAUAAGCUUUUUAACAGUGGCGGAAAGGGUCCUUCCUGAGCGUUUCCUGGAAAUUUUAAGACCAAAGGUUGUUGUUAGGUUUGAUGCAGUUAUUGGAUAUAAAAUGAAAGAAAAAUAAGUGGUUUUCUGAAAACUGAUUUACCAGGUUUAAGUUGAUUUCAUCUAAUAUUAAUCAGGAUUUUAAUGUUUGGACUCCUGCUUUUCCUAAUUAUCUUUUUUUUCUUCAAUACCACCUUUUGAGGUUCUGGCAGGUCCUAAUUUCAUAUAAUACACAGAAAUAUAUUAGGAACUGAUUUUGUGGAAAAAAAUGGAGGAAAAGAGAAACAGUUUUACAAUAAUUUCCAAGAUUUUGUAGUUCAUUGAAGGCUUUGCAAGGUUUGUACUAUAAAUAUUUGAUACAUUUUAUUUUUAAUUACACUUAAACUUCAUAUAAUUCAUAUUUCAUUUUCUAUUCUACAUAAAAAUGGAAACUUCAAGCUCGCUAAAUAUAAUGAAGGACUAUAUCUAAUGGCAUUUCAUAAUGAAUUUCAUGUGAUGUAAGAAAUAUUGCUCAAACAUUUCAUCGUACACAUUACUACUGUUUUCUGAGAAAUACCUCACAUUCCAACGUCAGACACUUCAGCACAAGGAAACUAGAGAUGAACACAUGUUGCAAGGAUGAGAACAUCACUGGGAUCUGAGGCAGAGAAUUGGGAGAAUGUACCCAUAAGUGGCAACAAUAAUAAAUGG
Molecule: messenger RNA, 1660 nt
Organism: Hippopotamus amphibius kiboko
Lineage: Eukaryota; Metazoa; Chordata; Mammalia; Artiodactyla; Hippopotamidae
Gene: HSD17B11
Product: hydroxysteroid 17-beta dehydrogenase 11
Exons: 7
Coding region: 147-1049 (300 amino acids)
Cellular component (GO): lipid droplet
Molecular function (GO): oxidoreductase activity, acting on the CH-OH group of donors, NAD or NADP as acceptor
Source: RefSeq, a predicted model, not a curated record